This is a messenger RNA of Gossypium raimondii (Peruvian cotton), 2516 nucleotides long. Its product is annotated as intermediate cleaving peptidase 55, mitochondrial. The transcript has 14 exons. NCBI's taxonomy places the organism in Eukaryota, Viridiplantae, Streptophyta, Magnoliopsida, Malvales, Malvaceae. Bases 508 to 1833 code for a protein of 441 amino acids. Gene Ontology annotation, molecular function: metalloaminopeptidase activity; manganese ion binding. Gene Ontology annotation, cellular component: mitochondrion. The record is from RefSeq and is a predicted model, not a curated record.
ACAACCACAGGUUGGAUUUAAAAAAUAUAGAUGAUGAACCUCCUAAACCCUAAACUAGUCCGGGAACGGUGUUAGUAAGUGUGGGGGAUUGGGAAUGCUUUUAAAGUACUAAACCCUAAACUGAAACUAACUUUUGAUUCCCAAAACCUCCAACACAAACUCUUUGAACCAAUUAUCUAUAGUCUGAACUCUGAACUACACUGGAAGCAAAGCAUAGCUGUUAACCCAGCUGAGGAAGCAAACAGGAAAGGAACAAUGAAGAUUUUGAGUAGGAAACUGCUGCACCAAUUAUCCUUCAAACAAGCUAUCCGUCGCUGUACAUAUUCUACUGGGAAAGUCUCAGAUUUUGGACAACCUACUUCAGCAUCUCAUCCUCAGUCUGCAAAUAAUACAAGGCUUUGGUGGGUAAAAUGGCAAUUUCAUGCUGUCAGCUUCUUGGACAAAGAGAAGAAGGUUUUAAGAAUGCAUUAAGUUUAGUUUGGUACUUGUUCUAAGGCAUUUUACUUCAUGUUUACCUCUCAGUUAAUGAAGGAAGGGGAGAUUACACCUGGUAUAGCUACCAAAGAAUACAUCUCUAGACGGAAAAGAUUGUUGGAACUUCUUCCUGAAAAUAGCUUGGCCAUCAUUGCUGCUGCCCCUGUAAAGAUGAUGACUGAUGUUGUGCCUUAUACAUUUCGACAAGAUGCUGAUUACUUGUAUCUUACUGGUUGCCAACAACCUGGUGGGGUGGCAGUAUUUGGUCAUGAGUGUGGUUUAUGCAUGUUCAUGCCAGAACCAAAACCUCAUGAUGUUGUUUGGCAAGGACUAAUAGCAGGAGUUGAUGCAGCACUAGAGAUGUUCAAAGCUGAAGAAGCUUAUCCAGUGAGCAAAUUAGAUAAGAUCCUUCCAAAUAUGAUAAAAAGAUCUUCCAAAUUGUUCCACAACAAGCUGACGGCUACACCGACCUACACAGAUUUGGAAACCUUUCAAAAUGCAGCUCAUGUUGGGAAAGUGAGUGACCUUUCUAUUUUCACCCAUGAGCUACGAUGGGUAAAGUCUCCUUCUGAACUUAAGUUAAUGAAAGAAUCUGCAGCAAUUGCUUGUCAGGCGCUUUUGCAGACAAUGUUGCAUUCCAAAACAUAUCCUCAUGAGGGCAUGCUAUCAGCUAAGGUUGAAUAUGAAUGCAGAAUGAGAGGUGCUCAGAGAAUGGCAUUUAACCCUGUGGUUGGUGGUGGGCCUAAUGCUAGUGUUAUACAUUAUUCUCGAAAUGAUCAGAAAAUCAAAGAUGGGGAUCUUGUUUUGAUGGACGUUGGAUGUGAGCUGCAUGGUUAUUGCAGUGAUCUUACUCGUACAUGGUCGCCCUGUGGAAGCUUUUCUUCUAUACAAGGGGAGCUUUAUGAUCUCAUACUACAAACAAACAAGGAAUGUAUAAGGCUUUGCAGACCUGGUGCUAGCAUCCGUCAAAUACACAACUAUUCGGUUGAAUUGCUAUGCAAAGGACUGAAGGAAAUUGGGAUUCUGAAAAGGGAUGCAUUUAGAUUGUAUCACCAAUUGAACCCAACUUCUAUAGGUCACUAUCUAGGAAUGGAUGUCCAUGAUUGUUCCAUGAUCAGCUAUGACCGUCCUUUGAAGCCAGGAGUAGUUAUAACCAUUGAGCCUGGAAUCUAUGUCCCAUCUAGUUUUGAUGGUCCGGAGAGGUACCAAGGCACAGGCAUAAGGAUUGAGGAUGAAGUUUUGAUUACAGAGACCGGUUGUGAGGUCCUCACUGGAUCAAUGCCGAAAGAGAUCAAACACAUUGAAUCCUUGCUAAACAAUUACAGUUAUACGAAGGGUAUGGAGGCCGCAACAGUAUAAAAGCUGCAAUCAGUUGAUGCGUCCUUGAAAAUUGUUGGGCACAGAUCACCACCUGUCAGAAAAGGAGAUUUCUAAGCCUGUGUCUAUUUUGAACCCGAGACACGAUAUCCUUUUGCAUAUUAUUCCAGUUUUCCUGCAGAACUGGCCGGUCAUGCGUGCAUCUAUUUAUACCCAAACUCGUCAAUGAGAGUGCUCCAUGUUCUCCAUUUUGUGCUCAAUAUUUCCAGUAAACAAGGGCUAUCAGCCAAUUCUUUUCACCUUUGAUCUGCAAUUUUGUCAACAUCUACUAAUUGUUUUAUAUCGACAGUCCAUGAAAUUACCUGUAUUCAUGGGAAAUAGAUCCCUCUUUUGAAUAAUACUAGCUUUCAAAGGUUAAGCUCUCCAUUUACUUAGCAUAGUUCAGGCUCUGGGUGAGGAAAAUGGUGACACUACUACAAAGUUGUCUUACUGUGAUCAUCAAUGACCUGCUUGUACAAAGCUAAGACACAACUUUCCCAGUGGCAGAGCAAAAUAUUAGGGAUUGCUGCUUCCACCAUUUGAGUAAAUUCUUUGUAUGAUAAUGUUUUUCACCUGACGCUGUAAUUUAGGAUGGUGAAAUGAUGAUAGAAGGACGUACAGGCUGAUCAUGUCAUUUUCAAUUUUCUUUGUUUUAAUAUCAGCAAACGAAGUGGUUAAAAUGUGUA